Molecule: messenger RNA, 2871 nt
Organism: Dufourea novaeangliae
Lineage: Eukaryota; Metazoa; Arthropoda; Insecta; Hymenoptera; Halictidae
Exons: 4
Coding region: 1-2871 (956 amino acids)
Source: RefSeq, a predicted model, not a curated record
AUGACUUUCAAGGUCAUACAAGGUCAGGAAUGGAAGAAACAUUUGGAAUAUUUCGUAUCCCUAUUCCUGGCUGUCUGCGGUCUGGCGAUGAUCGCCGUGGCAAGAUCGGAGCUACCGAAGCCUAGCUACGCGAGGACGAUGCUCAAAGUCUCGAGGAGUCUUCCAGGCGAGACGGAGGAGCUGAAAGUCCGUACCAGCGAGGGUAGCCUAGCCACUCUGAUCGUGAAACGAAGGGACAAGUCUCACCUGGAGGAUACGAAGAAUCUCGAAGUCUCUAGCAAGCUUCCAGAAACCCAGAAGAUCGAUGAUCUCGAGAAGACUGGCGACAGCUCCGUUUCACCGUUGGACGCAUCCGAGCCCAGACGAAACGAGAUCAAGAGCAAAGAAGAGGUCAGGAAACUGGAGGAAGCUCAGAUCGAGCAACUCAGGGCGAAGUUAUCGGAGUCUGAUAGUCAGAAGGGUGCUAGUCCGAACGCUAAAAACGCGUCGACGGAAGAGAAGACGGUGGAUCCGGGGAGGGAGCAAGCUGUCAGCGAAAAGAAUAUAGAUUAUGGAAACUGGACGCCUCUGGGCAUCGAUGGAAGAAGGGUGCAAUUGGAGGAAACUGUCACGGAGGAGUAUCAAAGCUGGAAACCUCUUCAGAGCGACACGAAGACCACCGCUGAAGAGAGAACCGAUUAUGGAAGGUUCGAUACCGCGUUCCCAACCGGUGGAUUGCUUUUGCUACGACAUUUCCAAGAUCGUACGCAGAGGAACUUGCCCGUGAACGAUCAGAACGACGACAAGACACGUUACACGUUCUUGCCGCAUCAGGUUCGAUCGACAAGGACCAACAUGGGCGCGAAUCUGUCGAAGAACAGGGACGCGAAAAACGUGCCGCCGGAAGUGAUCGUACGGUCGGAGAUAAAUGUGAAAUCGGGACCAAAGAGGACACCGAUGACACUGGACAGGGAUGGGACACCGGUGAUCCACGGCAAGAGGGUACCAGACGAACCGAUCGACAAGAUCCAGACCUGGCGUAACGCCAGAGUGAUCAACAACAAACUGAUACGCGAUGGUAGCACCGCGGAGAGCUUGGAUCCGUCUGCUAGCUCCUACCAAACGGAAAACGGGGAAAGACAGAGGUUCGAGAGAUUCUUCAGAAACGUGAAUCGAAGGUACGGCAAAGACGCGGACGAGGAGGGCAACAACGUGUUCUUCGAGUGGGACCCGAAGAACUACAAGAACGAGGCUUUAAAAGCAGAGGUGUACGAGCCAAGGAACGACAACUAUCGCGCGAACGGUCACAAAAGGAUGCUGCACACCGACGGAGUGGCUGUGUACCCGGUUUCGCAGCUUUACACGCCAGAGAGCCAAAAGAUCGCGCCUGUCGUGCUGAAACCAGGCGCCAGGGCGCCUGUUCUCCAGUACGCUCAUCCGGAGCUGGGCGUGCAACCGGCCAAGAUCCUCAAAAACGAGAAAAAACGACCAGAUAACUUCCCUGAAAAUCAAUACUCGUUCACGGAGCAACGGCAGAAGAAAAAGUACGUGUUGAACGACAAAAACAUAGUCGACACCUACACCACGAAGAACUAUUAUCCGAAUCAGCAUUUCUACGGUUUGAAACGGCCAAACGACGCACCGUUCUGGGUCAAGAUAUCGGAGAACCUCAGGAGCCAGUUCUCGAACGGUGUGGAGAAGGUGUCGCAGUUCACACGACCGGUAAUCGAUCCUCUGGUGGAAGCCACCCACAAGAUAUCCCAGAAUCUCGGCCUGUCGAAAGGCAACGAGGCUCAAGAGAAGAUCGGAACAGUCGCUUCCGGUUCCAGUAUCCUGAUCCCUGCCCUGGGAUUGGUAGCUUCAGGCGCUGCUCUGGGUAUAGGAGCUGUGGCAGUGGGUAGAUACCUGGACGUCGACGUCCUGAAGCGAUCGAACAACGGAAUCGGUACCGAGAUAGAGUAUCAGAGAGCUCUGGACGCUGAUCAACCAUUUUUGAACGGUUACGAACAGCAAAACGGACCAGGACCGGUUGGAGAUACAGUGUACCUCCUGGAGAACGUUCCAAGGAACGAGAAUGCUGAUAACAAUGACGGUGUCGGGUCUGUGAACGACGAUAAAGGUGUUCUGGUGAUCCUCCAAGAAGAUCAGAAGAAUCAAGGGAAUAGGCCAGAGACUGGAGCCACGGUUGCCAACAACAGAAGAAAACGGAGUCUCAAUUACCUGGACAUCUUCCAGACGGAAGGGAACUAUAAAAAUCUAGUUCGAAACAAACGUUUCCAGCGAAAGGGAGCCGAUCCGAUCAGCGAGAUCGUGGAGAUCGAUCUGCCGAGUCGCGAGGGUAGCAUCGACGUGACGGAGUUCCUGAUCCCGAGGAAGAAGACCACGGACGAGGCGAAGAAAUUCGACGAGGACACGUCGAUUCUCGUGGUGGAGGAUGGCGGGUCAGUGCCUCGGAAACUCUUCGACAAGAAAUUCGCCAACGACGUUUCCGACGAUAAUGAAUUGAACAGCAGCGUAACCGAUCAAGGAUCGACGAGCUCUGUGGACGGACGAGAUGAGAGACGGAAGAGACGAAGCGUGGAAGACGAUCAGGAACUUGAGGACGCUCUCCAGAACCUGGAGAACGCAGAGAUCGCGGAUGUGGCCCAUAUCGAUGGCGAUUGGACGAACACGCCGUGCGCGAAGAGGAUAUUCUGCGACGCGAUGAUCCAAAGGGGCGCAGACGCGGUGAUCCUGAUGGAGAAGAAAAUGGCCGCCCUUCUGGGCUUAAUCCAGCCCGGAGCUGCUGUCCAGGUGUCCAGCCACUUCCAGGAGGUCAUGGACGCAGUCCGUAGACACGAUUGUUCCAGCUUUCUGUGUCCCCAGGCCAGGCCAGGCAACGUGUUCUUCUAA